AUGGACCUUCGGGAGGGCAUGAGGACCCUUCAGGAAGAGGUUGUCCCAAAAAUAGUCAUCCUGAAGAGGAAUUUCGCUCCUUUGGAAGGGGUAAAUCUGCAAAAAGAGGUCCCUCUGCAGGAAAAGAUUACCCCAUUGGCCGAGGUAGGCCUCCAAAGAAAAGCCGCUCAGAAAGGGACGGUUGCUCAGCAGAAAGGGAUAAAAACGGGAGUUGAGUUGAAAGUGCCUGAUGUACUGAAGUCUCUUCUUUUUGAGGACUGGGACUUGGUCAACAAGCAAAAGCAGUUAUUCCAACUUCCUGCUGAGAAGAAUGUAGAUAACAUUCUUGCGGAAUAUGGGACUUUUGUGAAGUCACAGGGGCUUGCUGGUAAUAGAGAAUACUCUGUUGAUGAAGUUGUAUUUGGAUUAAGAGAGUAUUUCAACAAGAUACUGAACACUAAGCUGCUCUGCCAGUUUGAAAGGCCCCAGCAUGCUGAAAUUCGCCUGGCUUAUCCUGAUCUUCCAAUGUCUCAGGUUUAUGGGGCUCCACACCUCCUUCGAUUGUUGGUGAAAAUUGGGAGUGCAUUGGCCCAUUCACAGCUUCAUAGGCAGAGUCUUCUCUUAGUGUCUGGCUGCAUGCGUGACUUUCUUGACUACCUUGCCGAGAAUUCCACUUCUCUCUUUAAUGUCAACAAUUAUAAAGUAGCUUCUGCCGCAUAUUGUUGCAAAGCCCUGUGAGGGUCAGCUGACCACUCCUUUAGUACUGGAUCAGUAAAUAUUUCUGUUUGCUGUUUGCAUUGUGUUCUUGAGAAUUGUAUAACAGAGCUUAAUGUUUCCAUUUUGAUUAUUAUUGUGAGCAGAAAAAAAAUAUUAAGUGCUUUUGUACCACCAUGUACCAUCAAUCAAC
Messenger RNA from Mastomys coucha (southern multimammate mouse), 886 nucleotides. RefSeq names its product mortality factor 4-like protein 2. The record is from RefSeq and is a predicted model, not a curated record. Gene Ontology annotation, biological process: chromatin organization; regulation of DNA-templated transcription. The transcript is spliced from 2 exons. The coding region runs from base 1 to 717 and encodes 238 amino acids. Lineage: Eukaryota; Metazoa; Chordata; Mammalia; Rodentia; Muridae. Gene Ontology annotation, cellular component: nucleus; NuA4 histone acetyltransferase complex.